Molecule: messenger RNA, 1063 nt
Organism: Eurytemora carolleeae
Lineage: Eukaryota; Metazoa; Arthropoda; Copepoda; Calanoida; Temoridae
Exons: 3
Coding region: 50-1063 (337 amino acids)
Source: RefSeq, a predicted model, not a curated record
ACGUGACUCCGAUGUGUCACGUGAUCGCCCACAUGUGCUCCCGCCCAAAAUGAACGGAGAAAUACUUCUCCCAGUCUCCAGUGCAGGCCGGAGACAGGAGACGGUUACUCCGAGUGCGUCCCUUAGUACAGGGGAAGAUUCAGGGUAUUCUGAUCAUACCCCUACUGGAGAUAGUCUUGGUUGCGAUACACUUUCUUCCGGUGAGACACGCCCCAGCUCAGGCAGCGGAGUAGACCUCGGACAAGGAACUGUUUACGAGUUUAAAAGUGAACGAAGUGAGCUUAGUUUUGGAGACAUAGAGCCCAAAAGUGUGUCUUCCAAAACCCUCCCGAUAAGUGAAACCGAAGAAAACGUGACUGAUUUUCCAGAAAUUGAAUUUCUAUUGAAGCCAAAUAUUGAAAGGGAAAAAUCUGUUGAAUUUCGGGAAACUGAUCUUUCCGAGCCCAGAUUUCUGCAAAAUUCUUUACCCUCGCCUCCUAAACCGCAACAGCUUCAACAGCUUCAACAGCUUCAACAGCAGACGGGACAACAGCACUGUAUUAGCACAGAGCGUAUGAACACAAUGUUUAAAAAAGAAGUAAAGGAAGGGAAGGAAGGGAAGAAGAGCGGUGGAGAAUUAUUCAGAGCAGCCCUUGAACGACUCAGCUUUAGAUCGAGUAAACGAAAGAAGCCUAAAGCCAAAUAUGAAGUAGAAGUUAAUAUUAAUUCAGAAACUAAAUCAUCAGUUCAGGACACAGACAAUAGUCAUCCAAAAGAUUCAUUAGUUCAAGAGAAAAAUGAAAAUAAUGAUGCAGCCCCCGCCGUGGCGUAUAAACCGCCAUUACCUCCAGGUCGGCGGCGAUUACCCGCCUCCGCCUCCUACGAACAAAGUCGGCCAUUGACUGAACUUGACUCCGCCCUGAAAAAGUUCCGCUCCGCCACGGCGGAGUCCAGGGAGAAUUUGACAGCUAGCCGACCUAAUCUUGAACUUAUAAUGGCGGAGGUGUCUAAGGCAUAUCCAGGUAUUAAAAAUAAUAAUAUAGUUUACAGUUUGAUAGAUUUCCGUGUGAUUGUGAUAUAUUAG